UGGUCACGCGUUGCUUUUACAACCUGCAGACAGAACUUUCGUGCCAAACCAACAACGGCAAAGACAAGGUGUGGUGAUAGUGUGUUUGUCGUACAGAAGUCGUGUGAUUUGGUGUUUCAAUUUCAAGGACCAAAAACUUCCAAGAUGACUCUUGAACAGCCAGCUGGAGAGAUGUGGAAGAAGAUCAGAGAAGAGCUGAAUGAAAAUGUAGAAACCAGAGACAAAGAUCUAGAACACAUCAAGGAAUGGUUGAAGAAAGAACCUCAUCUACCUGACGAGUUUGAUGACCAGCGUAUCAUGACCUUCCUUCGAGGUUGCAAGUUCUCUUUGGAAAAGACCAAGCGUAAGUUGGACAUGUACUUCACGAUGAGGACUGCAGUGCCGGAGUUCUUCAACGACCGUGACGUCACAAGACCUGAAUUGCAGGAGAGUUUGAAAAUUAUCCAAAUGCCUCCUCUACCGGGUCUAACUCCAGAUGGACGAAGAGUGGUAUUAAUGAGGGGUAUUGACAAAGAAGCCCAAGCUCCAAACGUAGCAGAUGCUUUCAAACUAGCACUGAUGAUGGGAGAUGUGAGGCUCAAAGAAGAGAAGGAGGGAGUAGCAGGAGAUAUUUACGUGCUAGACGCGUCAGCUGCAACUCCGACACAUUUUGCCAAAUUUACACCAACGCUUGUGAAGAAGUUCUUAGUUUGCGUCCAGGAGGCGUAUCCAGUUAAACUUAAGCAAGUUCACAUCAUCAACGUUUCACCCCUUGUCGACAAAAUUGUCAACUUCGUUAAGCCUUUCCUGAAGGAAAAAAUCAGAGAUAGGAUUUUCAUUCAUGGAGAUGCUAACGAUCUUUAUAAACAUAUUCCUCAAGAGAUGAUGCCAAAUGAGUAUGGAGGUAAAGCUGGCUCUAUGGAAGAACUACACAAUUCCUGGACCAAAAAACUAGAAGAAUAUAAAGAGUGGUUUGCAGAACAGGAGAAUGUCAAAGCUAAUGAAGCGCUCAGGCCGGGAAAACCAACGAACCUGGAUGAACUGUUUGGUAUCGACGGCUCUUUCCGCCAAUUAGUUAUUGACUAAAAACCAAAGUGUACCUAUAAUUCUAGAUAUUCUAUCGGUAAACUAUGUAAAAUAAAUGAACAGUAACUUAUAUAAAAUACUCGCUUUACUUAUAUCAAUACAAGACUGAGAAAAGUCAAUGGUUUUGGAAUAGUCUUGCUGUUUUCACUGUCCUUGCAAUAACUUAUAUAAUUUGCGCUUCGUGCUUUCAUUCCAUAUUAUUAAUUUUAAUUCUUGGACAGUUUAAACACAAUGGCAAUAUUUUGAUUAAUUAAAUAAUGUAGCAUUGUAUUGAUACUUAAAUAAGUGUGUUAUUAAAUCAUUCAGCGCAUAUGUCAAGUUGUGUUGAAAGGUAUUUGAUUGAAAACAAAUGUUUAAGAUUUUAUAUUUUUUGAUACUCAGCUGGAGUCUGGUGUGGUUCGCCAAAAUCUAUAAAUCAAAUGCAGUUUAUAGUUUACUACUCUAGGUUCUAUAGUUAAUGCACGGUGUCAUCUUGAUGUCUUCUCUGUCCACAUAAGCUGUUCAAUAAAUAAAUUUAGAAGUAUUUCCAGUCCAUUUAAAACCAGAAUUUUUGACAUUUAUGCUUGCUUUAACCGUAUUACUAUUAUGUUUCACUGUUAUUUGUUUGUAGUUGUAUAGUUUUUUUUUAAAUAAAUCAUGUUAUGCUUG
Messenger RNA from Leptidea sinapis, 1713 nucleotides. Its product is annotated as alpha-tocopherol transfer protein-like. Lineage: Eukaryota; Metazoa; Arthropoda; Insecta; Lepidoptera; Pieridae. The record is from RefSeq and is a predicted model, not a curated record. Gene Ontology annotation, molecular function: phosphatidylinositol bisphosphate binding. The transcript is spliced from 8 exons. Gene Ontology annotation, cellular component: membrane. The coding region runs from base 145 to 1065 and encodes 306 amino acids.